CUCCAGGAAAUACUUCAGUGUGUGUGUGGUGGUGAAGCCCAGUAGUGAUGUUAUCUCUCUAAUACUAAACACCAUCAGGCAGCAGUUGCACACCAACAGCUCUAAAACAAACCUUCAUACUCGACAACAUGUACGCUUCAGUGAUGGACAACAUUUUCUUACUGGUGCUGGUCACUCUACUCAGCGUUGUUCAGAAUGUGUUUUUUGCUCUAAAGGUUGAGAAAGAGUGCACAGGUCAUCAAUCGAAACGUUCUGCAGCUUUCGAGCGCUUGUCUUGCGCAAAGCGAAACUGCAUGGAUACGUAUCCUACAUUUCUGGCAGUGCUGUGGUGCGCUGGUAUCUGCCUCAGUCAAGCUCCAGCUGCCUUCGCUGGCAUUCUCUACCUUGUGGUCCGCCAGAAGUAUUUUGUUGGUUACAUGGGGGAGACUUGCCAAAGUACUCCUGGCUUCCUGUUUGGGAAACGGAUUCUCUUCUUCCUGUCACUCAUGUGUGUUGUGGGAAUCAUAAAUCACCUGAUGCUCAAUUAUGGUGGCAGCGACUAUAAAGAAUACAUCCAGACCAUCACCAAAGCAGCAUCCACCCUUCUGCUCUUGCCCUAAACUGGGUUAACAUCUCAGUGUAAAUAAUCUCUUUUGGUUAAUGCUUUAUCAGUGUGAGGAUAUAAAAAAAAAAGACGAAAGAAAGAAAGUGUGAAGCGUCUACAUGAUUACAAAAAGCAUUUAAUUGCAAAAUGGUAUGUACAUAUUACAAAUCUUCACAAAAACCAACACAAGAAGACACAAAAUAGCUGUUAUAUCCCAGUGUAAUGUAUUUAAAAUAUGUUUUAAAGGGCUCAAAUCAAUCAGUAAAGUUUUAAUUGUGGCCAAAAUAGUAAGGAUUUAGAAUUUAAGCCUGUUUGUGUAAGUUUUCUGUAUUUAACUGAAUACUGCUGUGUUAAUGGCACUUAAAAUAGUCUGUUUGUAAUAUCGUGCCAUUAAAAAGGUCCAAGUUCUGCUUCUGCACCGGAUUGCCGGUUUCCUGUUGUGUGAAAUACAGCGCAGCGAAAUCAACAGCCUCUUUGCACAGCCUGGAUUACAUAACAGGAUUGCAAAAUAUUCAGUGAUGACAUGUCAAGAUCAGACUGAAACCUUGUUAAAAAAUACACGUUUUUAAUGAUUCUCUGGUAGUGCAGAGUAGAUGAUGCUCUACACAGCACAAGUCAGAGGAAAACGUGAUGUUUUAACCUGUGACGUGAGGAAGUUUUUCACUUUGCUGUAAAAUAUACAGGAAAAUUUGAUUCUUUAUGACAUGAGUCAUUUAAAGCAACGAAAGGAACACAUUCAGGCACAUACAGUGACCCAUUUUAAAAAAAGUAUUGUAAUUAUUUUUAUUUAUAUACAAU
Messenger RNA from Danio aesculapii, 1381 nucleotides. RefSeq names its product arachidonate 5-lipoxygenase-activating protein (gene alox5ap). Gene Ontology annotation, molecular function: glutathione peroxidase activity; leukotriene-C4 synthase activity; glutathione transferase activity. Lineage: Eukaryota; Metazoa; Chordata; Actinopteri; Cypriniformes; Danionidae. Gene Ontology annotation, cellular component: endoplasmic reticulum; nuclear envelope; membrane. The transcript is spliced from 5 exons. Gene Ontology annotation, biological process: leukotriene biosynthetic process. Bases 129 to 599 code for a protein of 156 amino acids. The record is from RefSeq and is a predicted model, not a curated record.